AUGGGUAAAGAGGUGGCGGACAUCGAGUCCCCGUCGAAGACUUCCAUCGAAAAUGGCGCUGAGCCUAGCAGUCCCCCCCAGCUGGUCUCGACCACCGAGCGCAAGCUGAUGGCCAAAAUUGAUAUGCACAUCUUGCCUGUGCUUUGUGUGCUGUACCUCCUGGCCUUCUUGGAUCGUGUGAAUAUCAGUAACGCUGUUAUUUUUGGCCUGCGAGAGGACCUGAAAAUCGUAUCUGGCACCCAAUACAAUACUGCCUUGACGAUCUUCUUCAUCCCAUACAUUCUCUUUGAGAUCCCAUCAAACAUUCUCCUGAAGAAACUCCGUCCUCAUGUGUGGUUGUCACUCUGCAUGUUCCUCUUUGGAUUCGUCACAUUGGUUCAGGGCUUUGUGAAGAACUAUGCUGGCUUGCUGACCACUCGUUUUUUCCUGGGUCUUUUUGAAACCGGCAUGUUCCCAGGGUGCUUCUACCUGAUGGGCAUGUGGUAUAAGCGCACAGAAGCGCAGAAGCGCUUUUCGUUCUUUUUUAGCUCCACCACUCUCGCGGGUGCCUUUGGUGGCCUCUUGGCUGGCGCCAUCGGCAAAAUGGACGGCAUGAGCGGCUACCGCGGCUGGCGAUGGAUCUUUAUUCUGGAAGGUGUUCUCACCUGUGUCAUCGCCGUCGCUUGGUUUUUCUUGAUCCCGGAUUUCCCAGAAGAUGUCAAAUGGAUGAACGAGGAGGAACGCGCCUUCAUCCAGACGAAGCUCGCUAAGGAUGUCGGAACUGCUGGUCACCAUGUCUCACUUACCUGGAAAGACGUUCUCGAUGUGCUCAAGGAUGUCAAGAUCUUCCUCGGAGGCUUGAUGUACUUCGGAAUGAUUGUCCCGGCUUACAGUUACGCUUAUUUCGCUCCCACUAUUAUCAAGACAUUUGGAUAUAGCGCCAUCGAAACACAGCUCUACUCCAUCCCCCCUUGGGCUGUGGCAUUUGCAGUUGCUAUGAUCCUCGCCUAUUUCUCGGAUCGUUUACAACAUCGUUUCGCCUUCGCAGUCUUACCCAUUUUUAUCGCUAUCGCUGGUUUUGCAAUCGUCCUCAACGUUCAUGGCGUCGCCACGCGCAGAGUUCAAUACUUCGCUCUGUUCCUCAUCACAUCCGGUGCCUUCAGCGCUAUGCCCAUCAUUGUUUGCUGGUUCGCCAUGAACUUGAGCGGUCACAAGCGCCGAAGCGUUGGAACCGGAUGGCAAGUCGGAUUUGGUAACAUCGGUGGUAUCAUCGCCACAUACUCUUUCAUCCAGAAAGAUUCCCCCCGCUUCAUUCCCGGCCACUCCAUUUGUCUUGCUUUCCUUGUAUUCUCAGCACUUAUGUGCAUGGCAUAUCUUGCUUUGCUCAUGUACCGCAACAAGAGCCGUGACAAGGCCGCAGCUGCAGGUGUUGUUCAAGCUGAUGAUGCGGAUCUCACUCCAGAACAGAAGAGAGAGAGGGAUCUGCUGGGAGAUAUGAACCCGGAAUAUCGCUAUCAAUUAUAG
Ophidiomyces ophidiicola is the source of this 1503-nucleotide messenger RNA. RefSeq names its product High-affinity nicotinic acid transporter (gene TNA1). The transcript is spliced from 9 exons. Gene Ontology annotation, molecular function: transmembrane transporter activity. Gene Ontology annotation, biological process: transmembrane transport. The coding region runs from base 1 to 1503 and encodes 500 amino acids. The record is from RefSeq and is a predicted model, not a curated record. NCBI's taxonomy places the organism in Eukaryota, Fungi, Ascomycota, Eurotiomycetes, Onygenales, Onygenaceae. Gene Ontology annotation, cellular component: plasma membrane.